AUGUCCGCGAAAAUGGCCACUUGGCUGCUCAUUGCAUCUAUCUCGUUCCUGCUCUGCUUUGCGACACCAAGUGCACAAGCAGCAAGCCUCAUGGGGCCAGUGGCAGUGCAGCCGCAGGAGUAUUAUCGUCCCAGUCCUCUACCCAGAUGCGAAGAGUGUCCCAGUGUCGACCAACUACGAGCGCCAGGAAUCGGACUGGCACUGGAGAUUGAUCAUGGUACUGCUGUGGUGAGGCUCCAUGAAUGGGAACUCUACGACGUUGCUUUGAUCGAAGGCGAUGCCGACUUCACCGCCCUUAUGCGCAAGUACGCGACUGGACCGAUAAAUCGCAGGCUGUCGAACAAACUUCUUGGCCGUCCAGCGACUCCAGAGACUGCUAUUCUUGCCUCCAUCGUAUCAAAGCUCAUCAAGGCCACACAAACUUGGCUGGACGAUGAGCAUGCUGUCGCCGCGGCAGUGCUGAGCUCUCCAGACCACAUCGCCUUGACCGACGAAGAGAUUGGCGACGUCUUCGACUAUCUGAAGAUCAACAACCUGAUGAAGGUGAAUGACCCGAAUCCACUCUACCAGCUCUAUGCCACGUCGGCUGCAUACGCAGGCUACGGCAAAGGCUUGUGUCAUACCUACACAGACGCAUAUGAAUGCGAACGAGAGGAAUGGAAGUUCCCAGAACAACGUGUGCUACAUGUUGAUCUCAAUCUCGAGGCUUUGAGCGGUACAAUCAAAGGCCUGCAGACGGCAAAGGAUGGAUCUGUAUCCGCGAGUUUUGUCGACCCGGAUCUGGGACUUGUUAGACUUGUCUUGCCGGCUGCGGACGAUACCGAACAGUACUGGACCGCCGUCAGCAAUCGAAUCCGAGAGCUUGCGAAGACUCUGGAGCGCUAUGUCUACAUGCCGUACGUGACUCAACUUCUCUUGACUGGUCCUUCAGCGACAAAUGAGCGGUUUCAGGCGGCUGUCAGGGAAGCAUUGCACGACCUCGUGAGAGACGAAAAUGUGCUCGACGUCCUUGAGCACGAUAACAUGGUUGCCAGUAAAAGCAAUGAAUGGAAAUCACUUUUCACCUUCGCGACCGCUCGAGGAGCAGCAGAGAUAGCCAAGCGUAGGCAGGGAGGCCCGGUCAACUGUGCUCAGAGCGAUGAGUGCAGACGGAGGAGAGAGGAUGUUCACGGCGAGCCGCAACCAGCUCUCGUGAAGCAACGGCCGGAGCUAUGA
Messenger RNA from Zasmidium cellare ATCC 36951, 1215 nucleotides. RefSeq lists its product as uncharacterized. The record is from RefSeq and is a predicted model, not a curated record. Lineage: Eukaryota; Fungi; Ascomycota; Dothideomycetes; Mycosphaerellales; Mycosphaerellaceae. The coding region runs from base 1 to 1215 and encodes 404 amino acids. The transcript is spliced from 3 exons.